This is a messenger RNA of Acanthoscelides obtectus, 275 nucleotides long. The record is from the annotation of a GenBank genome assembly. NCBI's taxonomy places the organism in Eukaryota, Metazoa, Arthropoda, Insecta, Coleoptera, Chrysomelidae.
AUGAAUGAAUAUCUUUGUACAUAUUGUUUCGUGACGAUAGGGCUGAUGCUUACGUACGAAGUGUUUGAAACUCGGUCUCACAUCACUGUUUCUUGCAGUCACUGUGGCGCCUCGCCCUUCAUAGGUACUCUCAAAUGAGCAAGUGGUAGAAGUUAAGCAGUCCGUAGAACGUCGUAAGUCUGAGACCGUGUCCAAGUUAGAAACGAAACUGACCGCCGCCGAACAAAAAAGGGAACAGGAAUUGAUGCGCAAACUGGAGAAAGCCAAAGAUUACG